AUGGAUCCAAAUAAUAUUCAUAGUCAGAGCUCUAGUUUAUUAGGACUGCUUCACAGUCAACAAGGGAGCGUUUACCAUGAAAACUUUCCUCAUGAAAGUUUUCAUGGUCGUAUUAACUUUGGUGAUUCUCAACCUAUCCCGUCAUUCAGUUCACAACCAUCUCAAGUACCACCAGUGGCCCGUGGUGUUAGACGCAAAUGGGACCCGGCUGAUGAUGAGGUGUUGAUUAGUGCGUGGCUCAACACUUCUAAAGAUUCCAUUGUAGCAAAUGAGCAGAAGUCGGGGACCUUCUGGGAUAGGGUUGCUCAUCUUUAUUCCUCAAGUCCUCAUGGAUUAGAGGAUGGCGAGAGAGAACCCGGGCAAUGUAAGAAAAGGUGGCAUAGAAUAAACGAUGACGUUAACAAGUUUUGUGCCGCAUACUCCGCAUCAGAGAGACAGCUUAGAAGUGGUGAGAGUGACACUGAUCUUCUAAAGAAGGCGCAUGAGAUCUUCUUUGCUGAUCAAGCUAAGAAGUUUACUUUUGAACAUGCGUGGUGUACGUUGAGAUUUGAACAGAAGUGGCUUUCCCUUAACGCACCUAAAGCUGGUGGCGGUGAGAAGAGGAAGAAUGUUGAGACAACGACCCAAGCUUCCACCACCGACGGUGUCGUUGAUGUUGACCCGAGGCCAGAAGGAAUCAAGGCUGCUAAGGCUAGAAGAAAUGGUGGUAAAGGAAAGUCUGUGUCUGACUAUGCGAGUGUUUGGGAAAUGAAGAAGGAGGACUGGAAAAUGAAGAAGGAGGACUUGGAGAGAAAGGAGAGACUGUCGAAGUUAUCUAUACUUGACACUCUCCUUGCCAAAACUGAACCAUUGAGUGAGGCGGAAGAAGCUGUGAAGAAUAAGCUUUUAGCGGAGUGUUUCUGA
Molecule: messenger RNA, 903 nt
Organism: Brassica napus (rape)
Lineage: Eukaryota; Viridiplantae; Streptophyta; Magnoliopsida; Brassicales; Brassicaceae
Product: glutathione S-transferase T3-like
Exons: 1
Coding region: 1-903 (300 amino acids)
Source: RefSeq, a predicted model, not a curated record